This is a messenger RNA of Brienomyrus brachyistius, 606 nucleotides long. RefSeq names its product gamma-crystallin M2-like. Lineage: Eukaryota; Metazoa; Chordata; Actinopteri; Osteoglossiformes; Mormyridae. The coding region runs from base 73 to 606 and encodes 177 amino acids. The transcript has 3 exons. Gene Ontology annotation, molecular function: structural constituent of eye lens. The record is from RefSeq and is a predicted model, not a curated record. Gene Ontology annotation, biological process: lens development in camera-type eye; visual perception.
GUACUCGCCCCUCUUCACAAAGUACUGGUUCCCCAUGUAGUUAGAACGGUCAUAGAGCAUGAAGCAGCCGCUAUGCACUCUGCAGGAGUAACAGUGGCUCAAAUCACUUUCUACGAGGACAGGAACUUUGGGGGUCGCUCCUAUGAGUGCAGCAGCGAUUGCGGUGACCUCAGUUCCUACUUGAGCCACUGUUACUCCUGCAGAGUGCAUAGCGGCUGCUUCAUGCUCUAUGACCGUUCUAACUAUAUGGGGAACCAGUACUUUGUGAAGAGGGGCGAGUACCCCGACUACAUGAGCAUGGGCAUGAGUGACUGGUUCAGAUCCUGCCGCAUGAUCCCCAGGUACAGAGGAUCGUACAGGAUGAGGAUCUAUGACAGGGAGAACUUUGGCGGUCAGAUGAUGGAGAUGAUGGAUGACUGUGACUCCUUCAUGGAUCGUUACCGCUGGUCCAACUGCAUGUCCUGCCACGUGAUGGACGGCCACUGGCUCAUGUAUGAGCAGCCCCACUACAGGGGCAGGAUGAGGUACUUCUGGCCUGGGGAGUACAGGAACUUCGGUGGCAUGAGGUUCAUGUCCAUGAGGCGCAUCAUGGAUUCCUGGUAUUAA